Notothenia coriiceps (black rockcod) is the source of this 642-nucleotide messenger RNA. Its product is annotated as G kinase-anchoring protein 1-like. NCBI's taxonomy places the organism in Eukaryota, Metazoa, Chordata, Actinopteri, Perciformes, Nototheniidae. Gene Ontology annotation, cellular component: Golgi apparatus. The record is from RefSeq and is a predicted model, not a curated record. Gene Ontology annotation, biological process: signal transduction. The coding region runs from base 172 to 642 and encodes 156 amino acids. The transcript has 4 exons.
CCCCACAGGGCUGCUGUAGUCAGGCAGUCGCUUGUAGCAAACCACAGUAACAGAUAGCCCCUACACGAACAGGUGAAAGUAGUCUUUAGCAACUUUUACUUGACCUUACUAUCUCUUCAAAACGAUUCACAGCGUGUAUUAAAAACAAAGGACCAACUUUAGUUUUACGACAUGGCAAUGAUCACCGUCCCCACCACCGCCUCCCGGUUCGCCCUGCUCCAGAUAGACUCGGAUUCGGACUCCGACGCCUCCGACGGGGGGAAGACCACCAACAAAUCCGGACGGGACUCCUCCGGAAAGCCCCGACAAGGAAAGGCUGGAGCCGGGGGGAAAGGGGCUCAGUGCAACGACAAGAAGAAAGACAAGAAAAAGAAGAAGAAGGAACAGCAGCAGUCUGAGGCAAAUGAGCUACGUAAUCUGGCCUUCAAGAAGCUUCCUCAGAAGUCUUCUGCCCCUCCUCCCUCGAUGACUCUGUCAGGGAUAGCCGGUGAGCUCCUCAGUCCUGCAUCAGGGGACAAAGUGGCCCCUCCAGAGGGGUGGCAGCAGUGGAAGCAGAAGGAUGAACAGAUAACCAGUGAGCUCUAUGAGGCUGACUUGGAAAAAGCCUUGAUUUUGCCUGUUCAGCCUCUGAGCCACAGUUGA